GGGACUCGAGCCCGUAAUCCCGUAGCUUAACAAACAAUCUUCUAAACAAAAAUACCCACGGAAAAUCCAAUCAGGGAAAAAAUCCAUUUCCCUUUCUUCUGAAGUCGUCCUCUUCUUCCCGUCGCUUCGCCGUGCCGCACCUGCGAGGAGAGGAGACUUCGCCGCGAAGCUCACCAUGAUCUCGCCGGAGAGGAGCUCGUCACAGAGCCAGCGGUCGGCGGCGGCGGGGGCGCCGUUCCUGUCGAUCUCCGUCACGGAUCCCGUAAAGAUGGGUACCGGCGUGCAGUCCUACAUCUCCUACCGCGUCAUCACCAAGACCAACCUCCCUGAAUUUGAGGGACCAGAGAAAAUUGUUAUUCGGCGCUAUAGUGAUUUUGAAUGGUUGCAUGAUCGGCUUGCUGAGAGGUACAAAGGCAUUUUUAUACCCCCUCUUCCGGAGAAGAAUGCUGUUGAGAAAUUCCGGUUUAGCAAGGAGUUCAUUGAAUUGCGGCGUCAAGCUCUGGAUUUAUUCGUUAACAGGAUAGCUUCACACCCUGAACUCAAGCAAAGUGAUGUCUUGAGGACAUUUUUGCAAGCAGAUGAAGAGAUAAUGGAUAGGGCAAGAUCUUAUGAGACUGGUAUUUUUAAGAAACCGGCAGAUUUCAUACAGAUGUUUAAGUCAAAAGUCAGUGAUGUUGUUCUGGGAAAAGAAAAGCCUGUGGAGGAAUCUACUCCUGAAUAUGAGAAGCUUAAAAAUUACAUAUUUGAGCUAGAAAAUCAUUUAGCAGAGGCCCAAAAACAAGCAUACCGUCUUGUGAAAAGACACAGAGAACUUGGUCAAUCUUUGGCGGACUUUGGAAAGGCGAUUAAGCAUUUAGGUGCUUGUGAAGGAGAUUUGAUGGAAAAGGUGUUUUCUGAAGUUGGUUCGAAGUCAGAGAUGUUGUCAAUAAAGCUGCAAAGAGAGGCAGACAACCUUCUCUUUAACUUUGAAGAACCCUUGAAAGAUUAUGUGCGUGCUGUACAAUCUAUAAAAGCCACUAUGCUUGAUCGAGCCAAUGCUUUCAGGCAGCACUUCGAUUUGGAUCAGGAGAGGAAGUAUAAAGAGCUUAAUCUUGAAAAAUUGAAGUUCAUGAACCCUGAAAAGUAUGCCGAAGCAGAAUCUGAGUUUCGAGAGUUGAAAGCAGACAGUGAGGAGGCUACUAAGAAGUUUGAACACAUAGUUAGACUAAUGAAUGAAGAGCUUGCUCGUUUCCAGGAGCAAAAGACAGCUGAUAUUGGACUCGCAUUCCAUGAAUUUGCCAAGGGUCAGGCUAAGCUAGCUAAAGACAUUGCGGAUGCAUGGCGCAGCGUCCUCCCAAAGCUCGAAGCUUGUUCCACAUCAUAAAUGUGAUUUGUGUUUCCUCAUGAUGUUUGGGAAUGGGAUAGGGGGUUGGCAGCUGGUGAGUUUAGGCUGUUUUUUCCCAGCCUGUUUUGACACUGAUUACUGUAUACUUGAACUGCGGUUUGGAAAUGCUCCAGCUGUUAGGUUCAGUUGACGUCAUUUCUUGCUGUUUGAGCUUUUAACCGUCUUCUUUUCUUAGAUCAACUGAAAUAGCUACUGGAAUCUCGUGAUAUUGAUAAUCAAUGAUGUACCAUGAUGCUACUUCCUGGAA
Molecule: messenger RNA, 1631 nt
Organism: Zea mays
Lineage: Eukaryota; Viridiplantae; Streptophyta; Magnoliopsida; Poales; Poaceae
Product: sorting nexin 1-like
Exons: 11
Coding region: 176-1363 (395 amino acids)
Cellular component (GO): endosome
Molecular function (GO): phosphatidylinositol binding
Source: RefSeq, a predicted model, not a curated record